Molecule: messenger RNA, 3184 nt
Organism: Porites lobata
Lineage: Eukaryota; Metazoa; Cnidaria; Anthozoa; Scleractinia; Poritidae
Source: the annotation of a GenBank genome assembly
GUGAAUCUUAACAUUCCGUGAUAAUGGGAAAGAUUUCAUUAGAAUUGAUCGCGAAAUCCCACAGCCAUACAAAGAAAAGAAGAGAUGAAACUGUACAGCAGUACGUACGGCGAUUAACUCAUCUUUAUUUUUCAGAGAAGAACAUUGAUGAGAUCGUAAGUAAAAUAUACUUUUGACUCUUUACCAUAUCGAUGAUUGUUUUGCAGGUUUUUGGGUAAAGUUUUUAUUGAUUAUAACGUGCUGUAUUUGCUUAUAUUUGUUUCAUACUAUCAUAAGCUUCCACAAGGUUUAUCUAAAUGAAGCUUUCCAAUCCACUUUUGGCAAAACAGUUUUGAAAAUCAUAUGGUUUUCGUUGAUCAGUAAUUUCAGACGCCUAAUGAUGGUCUUGUUUUCUUUCAUUUGCUGCAGGAUAAUCUCCAUCACUGCCGCAAUCUAUCGGUCCUCUACCUUUAUGACAAUAACAUUUCAAAGAUCAAGAAUCUUGGAUUUGCAAGCAACUUGACUCACCUAUAUCUUCAAAAAAAUCAAAUAACAAAGAUAGAGGGACUAGACAAUCUUAAAAGAUUAACAAAGCUGUAAGUAAUUCCUCUUUAUGAGUUAUUACUGUUGAGUCAGAGUGUCAACAGUAAUAGUUAUUACACGUGUAGUAAAGUCUGUAUUAAGUAAACAGCCGUAGUACCUUACCUUAAUAAACCUCCUGGCCCCAGUAGUUCAAAAAUGUCGAUAAGGCUUUCCACUGGAUAGUGAUUUAUCCAGUGUAUAGUGCUGUCCAGCUCUUGACCUGAGGCCAGUAAGUAAGCUUACUAAAAGUCUUUUCCAAAGUAUAAAGCCUGUUUCAGACCUUGUGCCACGGCUAUGCUGAACUGGCUUGACUUUGGCGGGGAGGGUUGCCCCGUUUAAAGCGUAACAGUUUCGGUUACCGAUAAUUUAUAUUUGGUCAUUUUAAAUGUCAGGAUAAAUAAAAGCCUCAGAACAGUGAGGCAGCGAUCAGGGCUUUAUAGCUGGGACUUGGGUUGUCCCCUGGCUAGUGUAGUAUAAGACACAAAAAGAAAAUAGACCCAAAAGAUAUAAUAACUAUUGCAUGUGCCUGGUAACUUGAAAUCUAUGUGACUGCCUGAGGAAUAUCCUGUAGAUUACUGUGGAUGAUGGCCUGUGUUAACUUAUGCAAGAGGUAGUAUUCCACUGUUAGAAGUAUUGUCUAAGUUAUUGACUUGUUGUCUUUCCAGAUACCUGGGUUCAAAUGCCAUCACAGUUGUGGAAGGAUUAGAAAGGUUAGAGAAUUUAAGAGAGCUUCACAUUGAGAAACAGACUUUACCCCCUGGAGAAAAGCUCCUCUUUGAGCCACGAUCACUUCAAGCUCUUGCUGUAAGUAUUUCACAAUGUUUGCUGAGACAGCAAUCAUAUAUCACUGACACAAUAAUCAUGAAUCAGUCUAGUCAAGGUUAACUGUGAACAGACUGAGCUGUUAAAACUAUUUGUUGAAAUUAAGUGUGUGGGUUGCCUCAAUAUUACUGGACAUUCAUGCUUGGAUGAAUAAUGAUGAUGAUUUUGGUGGUGAUGAUGAUGAUGAUAGGAUAACAGGAAUUUAAGAAUAACAAUAGACUAACAUAUGGUAUUUUUCUUGUUUUUACAGAAAAGCCUGUGUGUGUUGAACAUAUCAGAGAACAACAUUGAUUCAAUUGAAGAGUUAAAAUGCCUGACAAAUAUGACACAGUUCUUCACAGAAAAUAACUGUCUUUCAGAUAUGAAGGUAAAUGCAUGUUAUUUUCUUCAUCCUCUGGCUCAUACUUCAAUAAUUGGCCAACUUACUCAGAUCAUUUAAAAGGAUGGACCAAGUUUUAUGUCAUGAAUUAAUUCUGCUAAGGUCAGUGUAUUGCAAUUCUAUUGAUAAUAUUGUCAGUUAAAUUUUUUUUGUCUUUGACUUGAAGGAACUUUCAAGAGUGUUGGCUGCAUGGCCAUCAGUAUGGAGGUUAGAGAUGACUGGGAAUACUUUGUGUCACAAGAAAAAGUAUAGAGACAGAGUCAUAGUUAUGUCUCGAUCAUUAGGUAAGUGGUUUUUAGUGACAUUUGAUAAAAGAAUGAAAAACUUAAGAAAAAAAUCCUUAAUUUUUUUUUAAAUAUUGAAUAACAAAAAUUAUUACUGUAGUGCAAUGUGAAAAGACUACCAAAGUCUCUGAAAGUGGUUUUUUUUGGAAUUUUUACACCAAAGAUCUCUUUAGUAGAAACAAAUAUUGGAUGACUUUUCAUCGAUUCUAUCGUACUUAAUAGUUUUAAAGCUAUUCUUUUUAUUGCAGUUUAUGUGUCCUUAAUGUACAUUAUAAUGUUGUUGACUUCGUAGUAAUGCUGGAUGGCAAGGAAAUCAAUGAGACUGCAAAAAGGUUCUUAAUGAACUGGAAAGCCAGCAGAGAUGCCAGAAGACGUCAGAGAAGGCAACUCAACUUCCUUGAGGGAGGGACAUCUACAAACUUCAUCUCUGGUUCAUCUAAUGCCCUUACCAGUAUACCCUCUUUGCCACCAUUACCAGGCUCUCAAAACCCAGGAUUGAAUCCUGUAAUUUAUGAAGGAGUUGGACAAGGAGUUCUUCCCAGGGGCACAAAACCAUUGGCAGCUAUAGUACAAGCCAGAGCUCCAAACUCAACUCUACUUAAUAGAAAACCUGUGGAAGAUAUAUCACAAUCAAGGUAUGCUAUCUGCAGAAUUAGAACAGUAUGUAGUGUGGGUCAGCCGAUAAAAUUAAAUGCUUGCACUUCACUGUACCAGCCAUGCAGUACCACAGUUUGUUUUAUUUGUUUGUUUGUUUUUUAAUUUCUUUAUCUGAAUAUUCAUUCAACCUGUCUCAGUACCUUUUCUUGUAGUAGACUAUAUUGAUAGUUUUCAGUUUCAAAAACGCCCUAUUGAAUUUACAUGUAUCAAAAUGUUGUGCCAUUAAAUGGCACAACAUUUUGAUACAACUGUGACUUCCUGUGACUUCCUAAAUAAAAUUAAUAUUGGCAUAGGCUACUACAGUACUAGUUAGACAUCUAGAUCUUUCAUAAUCGUCUUACACAACUAAAUUUUUUUUGUCCUGUCCAUUUUUUUUAGGUUUCCCAACAUCUUUGCACCUCCUCGUCCAAUCAUAUCAGAGGGGAACUGGGAAUCAGACAGUGAUAUUCACAGUGGACCACCUGUGUCUCUCCAAACAUAG